AUGUUCAAGGAGAAGUUCAAUGCAACUCCAGAGGAGAAACCACUUGAGGCUUCGAGCCAGUGGGUAGGAGAUGUAUUCUCUGGCGCGGCGCAUUCUUGGGAGCAGAUUGCUCAUCUGAAAAAACACUGGGAUGGACCAAUUGUUCUGAAAGUAAUUCAACACUCCGAAGAUGCGAAGUUGGCUGUCCAACAUGGUGUUGGUGGAACUGUAGUCAGUAAUCAUGGAGGUCGACAACUUGACGGGGCCGUUGGACCUCUGGAAAUGUUACCGGAGAUUGCAGAGGCAGUAGGAGACAAACUUAGCAUCCUAUUCCGAUAUUCGACAGUGGUAUACGAGGAGGAGUCGACACUAUCAAAGCACUCGCUCUGA
Molecule: messenger RNA, 369 nt
Organism: Cadophora gregata
Lineage: Eukaryota; Fungi; Ascomycota; Leotiomycetes; Helotiales; Ploettnerulaceae
Exons: 3
Coding region: 1-369 (122 amino acids)
Molecular function (GO): oxidoreductase activity
Source: RefSeq, a predicted model, not a curated record